AUGGACAAGCUGCGCAGCGUUUUCAGCAGCAGGAAGCAUCGGGAGGGGGCAGCAAGCGGCUCGAGAGGCAACUCGCUAGACGGCAGCAUGUAUUACGAGCCUGUGCGCGAGCUGUUCCGCACCACGCUAGGCCAGGUGUACCUGGCGCGCAACAAGGAGAAUGGGCAGCAGGUGGUGAUAAAGAUGAUAGAACGAGGGCCGGCUGUGUCCAAGCACGUGGAAAACGAGCUGCUGAUCCACAGGCAAGCAGCAGCCUGGGAGGGGAAGUGCACGGGGCACACCCACAUCGUGCAGUUGAUAGAGGUCUUCCUCACGCAGCGCUUCCUGGCGAUAGUGCUGGAGUAUGCGCCGGGAGGGGACCUGCUUGACUAUGUGACCAGCAAAGACCACCUGUCAGAGGACGAGUCGCGCUGGUUCUUCCAGCAGCUGGCGGUGGGGCUGGCCUACUUCCACUCCAUUGGCCAAGACAACCGUGAGCUCAACCUCAACAACAAGCUGCUGACGGGGGACGCCACGCGGCCGCUGCUGAAGAUCAACGACUUCACGUACAGCAAGAGCGAGCAGAUCAAUAGCGACCCGAACAGCGCGCUGGGCAGCCUGCCCUACACCGCGCCGGAGGUGCUCAGCAACACGAUGCGGCACGGCCACCAGGCCGACGUGUGGAGCCUGGGGGUGGCACUCUACAAGAUGUGUGUGGGGCUGUACCCGUUUGAGCGGCUGGAGGAUGCGUCAGACGCGCGCACGGCGGUGCAGAAUGUGCUGGGCCGCAUCGCUCGCGUGGAGUACCGCAUCCCGGAGGACAUGUCGCCAGACCUGCGGGACCUGCUGGGUCGCAUGCUUGUGAAGGACCCGGGGCAGCGCAUCAGCAUGCCGGGGAUCAUGUCGCACCCCUGGUUCCGCCGCAACAUGCCCGAGGGCUUGCUGGAGCUGAACAGCAGGGUGAACCCGGAGAAGGCGCGGCAGAGCGAGGAGGAGGUGGUGGGCAUUGUGCGCGAGGCGCAGCUCAGCACGCGGGUCAUCGACGCCGACAACAUUGACGAGAUGGCUGACGACAUUCUGGCGGAGGAGGAGGCUGAUGACCUGCUGGAGGAGCUGUCGCUCACACGCGGCGACUACGCGUCGGGAUCGAUGCAGGACUGA
Molecule: messenger RNA, 1140 nt
Organism: Chlorella variabilis
Lineage: Eukaryota; Viridiplantae; Chlorophyta; Trebouxiophyceae; Chlorellales; Chlorellaceae
Exons: 9
Coding region: 1-1140 (379 amino acids)
Biological process (GO): protein phosphorylation; intracellular signal transduction
Cellular component (GO): cytoplasm
Molecular function (GO): ATP binding; protein serine/threonine kinase activity
Source: RefSeq, a predicted model, not a curated record